AAUUCCCAGCAACCACAAGGUGGCUCACAACCAUCUGUAAUGAGAUCUAGUGCCCUCUUCCCGCCUGCAGGUGUACAUGCAGUCAGAAGAACACUGUAUACAUAGUAAAUAAAUCUUAAGGUUCAGUCAUGCUAAGCAAAUACCACCAACUGAACUAUAUCCUUAGGCUCUAGUCCAAUAUUUGUCAAAUUGGAAAUGUCUCCAAGUGUUCUCAUUUUUUUAUUAUUAUUAUUAUUUUUUUUAUUAGUUCAAGUUAGGGAACAAACUUGUUUCAAAUGUAAGUCCCUUCUCCCUCUCCCUCCCGUGUUCUCAUUUUUUAAUCGAUGAUAAUUUUUUUCACAGAGGCAUACACUAAAAAUAGCUCUGAGCUGCAUACUCUUAGCUUCUAAGGGUUGCUGUGGUGUUAGCAGGACAAUUGUUACAUCAACGGCUGCAGUUUCAGAAUUGGACUUUAUGAGGUUCUAGGUGAGAAUUCUGUCAUUGCUGCCAGUGAUGGCUUUGGAAAAAGAUGCCUGUCCUGCUUUACAGAAAGUGGAAAACAGCAGCGCAGCAGGGAACACAUCUAAGCCUGCCAAUAAGUGAGAAUCUCAGGGUCUGGGCAAGUGGUGUGAGGAAAUUCACUUACCACGGUUCUCACUAAAGCAAGGCAUGAUCCCAACACGUUACGUUAUGCCUUGGAAAGAAAACAUGAAAUUCAGGAAUGUGAAUCUGAAGCAAGCAGAAGCAUGUGGGAUCUAUGCUGGCCCCUUGGAAGAUUCUCUGUUCUGGGGUUACAGGGAGCGGCUUUGCCAUGGGGAAGAUCGGAAAGCCGUCCUGAAGAAAGGCCUGCCGGACAUAAAGAUUGCCGACAUUCCUUUGCAUUCCCCUCUCUCCAAAUACCAGAGCACUGUGAUCUCCCAUGGCUUCAGGAGACGACUGAUUUGAUGUAUCAACCUGGGGGGUAGCGGUGUGCUUGCCUAAUGUACAACAGACUUAGGGUAAAAAUCCCAUUACUACUAAAAAGAAUAAAACAAUAAAGUAGUUCA
Cricetulus griseus (Chinese hamster) is the source of this 1025-nucleotide messenger RNA. Lineage: Eukaryota; Metazoa; Chordata; Mammalia; Rodentia; Cricetidae. The record is from RefSeq and is a predicted model, not a curated record.